Messenger RNA from Trichoderma breve, 1098 nucleotides. Its product is annotated as PPPDE putative peptidase domain-containing protein. The coding region runs from base 1 to 1098 and encodes 365 amino acids. NCBI's taxonomy places the organism in Eukaryota, Fungi, Ascomycota, Sordariomycetes, Hypocreales, Hypocreaceae. Gene Ontology annotation, molecular function: peptidase activity. The transcript has a single exon. The record is from RefSeq and is a predicted model, not a curated record.
AUGCCUUCAGACAACGGUGCUUCGACCGUGAGAAUCGUGGCUUCCAUAGUUGGAGUUAUUGUCGCAGCAGUCGCUGUCAUCGUAUCCAUCAAAGCUGCCAUCGCAUCAUCCCGGAAAAAAGCAAAAGCUACCGCUGCAUCGAAAAACGGCGUUGCUGCCAAGGCCAAGGGCAAAGAGGCGUCCAAAGCAGAUAUAAAGAAAUGGUACAAAGAAGCCCUCAAUAAGAUUGUCACUGCUCGUCUCGAGAAAGAAUCAAGCGUCGAGUCUGGCGAGCCGGUUUUCUUGUCGCAUUAUAUCAGCCAGGGUCAAUUCCGUCACUGGGUGUUGCACGCUCAUGACUACAAGUACGAAUUACGCCAGACAGAAGUCGGCGAUUCAAACACACCUGGAGUCUAUGAGGCGACGAUUGGACCAUCUGAAUUUAACCUCAAGGCGUAUAAAGAGUCGGUCAUUACGAGAUACUCCCCCGAAGUUGGCCAUUACUUUUACAGCAUGAUAGGUUGGACGACCCUCUCCAAAGAACGAAUUGACGAGGAGUGUCAUCGGAUCUCGACGACAUUUGGGAAAUAUUCUCUCUUGUCGAAUAACUGCCACGACUUCCUUCAGCAACUGGCCGAUAAAGUCGUGACCAAGAAAGCACCAGAUUGGGCUUGGUUUCGGCAGAGCUCUUUGGGCGGUUACAGUUAUCUUGAGCGCCCAGCACUGGGUUAUCAGGUCAUAGGUGUUGCGACGUGGACUAGACAUUUGAAGCGGAUGAAACAUUAUCUCAGCCCAGCUGAACAACAGAGUAUUGAUGAUUUCAUCCUACUUCUUGAGGAAUUUGUUGAAGCCCACUUGACUAAGACAUCAGCGAUGGUAGCAACACAGUCUGCAAUGCAUGGGCAGACUGACAAUAGCGGAGGGGAUUAUCCUGACGGCAGUGGAGGUCACGAACAUCAUGAUAGUAGUGGAGGCCAUGGGCAUCAUGACAGCGGACACCACGGACAUCAUGACACCAGCGGAGGCCAUGGACAUUUUCACUUCGGAGGUCACGGACAUGGAGGCCACGGACACCAUGAUGGUGGAGGCGGCGGACACGGAGGCGGACACGCCUGUUAG